AUGCAGAUAUGGCGGCGGACCUUCGCCACAUCUGUAGCAAGAUUUGGCUUUAAUCCGACACCUAAUUCGCGCCCCGCGCUUCUGCGAUGUGCGCAGAUUCUCCAGUCCAGCAAGAAGGAGGGACCCUGCAGCUUGGAGGACCAGGAAGUCAAAGUGAAUGGGUUCAUUCGAUCCGUCCGAAAGCAAAAGCGAUUUGCUUUCGCAGAGAUCUCAGAUGGCUCUACCGUUGAGCCAUUACAGGCGAUCUUGAAGCCGUCACAGGCUGUCGAUCUUUCUACCGGUGCCGCUGUCGAAAUUUCAGGAGUAUGGAAAGCUUGCCCGCCUGGAAAGGAGCAGACACAUGAGCUUCAGACAACCGACGUGACCAUUGUCGGAGAAUCAGACCCGGAGACGUUUCCAAUCCAAAAGAAGUACCAAAGCACCGACUUCCUUCGCCAAAUCCCUCACCUCCGCAUUCGAACUCCAUUCCAGUCGCUCCUUGCACGAUUCCGCUCCGAAUGUCUAUUCCAAUUGGGCAACGUCUUCCAUUCCUACCCCAAUGGCGGGUUCACACAAGUACAGCCUCCGAUAAUCACAUCUUCCGAUUGCGAGGGAGCCGGUGAAACAUUCACGUUGCUUCCGCGGGGUGCCGUUACGUCGUCAAGCCCUGAGACCGAUCAUUUCUUCCGGGCACCUAAAUACCUGACUGUGUCGUCGCAACUACACCUUGAGGCCUAUGCUGCCGAACUGGGCAAUGUAUGGACAUUGACGCCUGUUUUCCGGGCGGAGAAGAGCGACACGCCGCGUCAUCUCAGCGAGUUCUACAUGUUGGAAGCCGAGGCCAACUUCAUGGAUGAUCUGGACUCGCUCACUGGCUUGGUGGAGCAUAUCCUUCGGGACUUGACCCGUCGAUUGUAUGAUCAUCCCGUUGGACAGGAGAUCCUGUCAGCAAAGCGGACCGGUGAGUCGGGACAGGAAAGCAACUCUGACCAGCCGGCGUUGGAUCUACGUCAAAGAUGGACCGCCCUAAUGGACGGACCCAAAUGGCAUCGCAUCACAUACACCGAAGCCAUUGAAAAACUACAGCGGGCUGUUACAGAGGACGGUGCCUCGUUUGAGCACCCUCCAACAUGGGAAGGGGGCUUACAGACUGAACAUGAGAAGUACAUUGUCGAGGUGCUUCAUCAAGGCAGUCCAGUCUUUGUUACCAACUACCCCAAGGCCAUCAAGCCUUUCUAUAUGGCCCCGUCCCAGGUCGGGCAGAACAACAGUACACCAGGAGAGACGGUCGCCUGCUUCGAUCUGCUUCUUCCAGAGGUCAGCGAAGUCGCUGGCGGCUCUCUGCGCGAGCAUCGCCUGCCCAAUAUUAUCCAGAACAUGCGCGAGUACGGCCUGAUCAAGGAGCGCACCUCCACCGACCCAGAUACUCCGGCUCCCAGCCAGCCGUUAUACCCUCACCUGUCUCCGACCGAGGAUCUGGGCCAUCUGCAAUGGUACGCCGACCUCCGCCGCUGGGGCUCAGCGCCUCACGGUGGCUUCGGACUCGGGUUUGAUCGGUUCCUGGGCUACCUGUCCGGAGUGUCCAGCGUCCGCGACGUCGUGUCAUUCCCGCGAUAUUUCGGCCGAGCUGAUUGCUAA
This is a messenger RNA of Penicillium cinerascens, 1617 nucleotides long. RefSeq names its product asparagine--tRNA ligase SLM5. Gene Ontology annotation, biological process: asparaginyl-tRNA aminoacylation. The transcript is spliced from 3 exons. Gene Ontology annotation, molecular function: ATP binding; asparagine-tRNA ligase activity. Gene Ontology annotation, cellular component: mitochondrion. Bases 1 to 1617 code for a protein of 538 amino acids. The record is from RefSeq and is a predicted model, not a curated record. NCBI's taxonomy places the organism in Eukaryota, Fungi, Ascomycota, Eurotiomycetes, Eurotiales, Aspergillaceae.